CUCUAUAUAGUUUCGUAAACGGCCAAUUGUAUGGAUAUUGGUGGUUGGUUGACAAACUGUGACUUACAGUAUUCCUCAUUUGGACUACUGUACAUGUACUUGCUACAUCCUCUCAAGAUAUUCCAUCAUCAUAUCCACCUACUUGGAUUCUGACUAAGGACCAGUUGAGUUCAGCAGUGGUCCCUUUUGUGGCAAUCAGUGUGUCAGGCAAUCAACCCAGAAGAAAACCAUGAAGAAAUUCAACUUCAUGAGCAGAAAGAGUAAGCCAUUGGGGAGAGAGGACGUGAGUCCUCUGAUUAAGAACAGUACACUGCCUACAGAUGAAGAGGACCAAACCGGGAAUUUGGGGUAUGGGAAUCCCUACAUGGAGAAUGGCUUUAACAACCAUCAGGAGUUGGACAAUCAGGGGGGUCAGGAGAAGGGACAGUCGUUGCUCAGUGUACUUGCAAAAGCUUUGAGGGUCAGCCAUGCUGUCCCUCAAGAGAGACUUGAAGCUAAUUUGGAGGGGCCACCGGAAGAGAUUAUGUGCCAUGAGGCUCAGAAGAAGGACGAUACACACCCAGAAGUCUUGCACCAGAUGUACUUUCAUCUUAUUAAAGCGUCUGUGGACAAACACUUCCCCAAACUGCCAGCAAGGAUCACUGUGAAUAAGCUGGAGGGCUACCUGAUUAAGGUGCAAAUAACUGUGCAAGGGGAGCUUCUGAGGUUGGCACCCCUGCUCAAAGAGGCUCAGUUGCUGAAGCAUUUGAUUGCUUGCUAUCAUCAGCGUAUGUUUGACUGUCUACAGCAGAUCCUUCAGCAUGUCAACACAAAAAAAGAGGCCUUCACAGUUCUUGACUGGGUACUACACACAUACUUGAGUGAGGAGCUGCUAGGACACCCCGACAUCUGGGAUGAGGCUCUACAUGCAGUUGACCUUCUCCUUCUGACAGACUGGAUCCCACAAGCUGAGAAGAAACUCCUGGCCACUGUGCAGGAGGACACCUCCACAUCACUGAGGAGGAUCCUUCAGAAUGAGGAGUCAGGUAGAGAGGUGUGUGUCUCUGGAGAGGAGGCCUUUAUCAAACUGCAUCUGGAUGUCAUUCAGUGCAUCAAUGCUGUUCUCCAGAAAGCAAAGAUGAUGAGCCAAACUCUGAUGCGCAAGGUCCAAAUAGUCUGUUGGCAAGAGCUACAGGACUUCGUGGAAAGGUAUGUCAAUGCUGAAAAGAAGCACCUUCAGAAACAAGCAGGAAUGGGCACGUCAAGUACAAUGCACUUCUUUAAGACUUUCAACACCUGCAAUGAACUCGAGUUGUAUAUUUCAAGGAUUGCCAAAGAUGACACAAGCUUAGACUGUGUUAAAACCAUUUCAACACUUAAGGGGUUGGAAGCUCUUUCUUGGAAGCUUCUUCUGGAAAAACCAUUUCAACUUGCACAGAUUUCCUUGAAGAAGUAUUUCAAAAGAGAGGAUGAACAAAUGGAAAAUCUAAUGAAAGAGAUUACAUUUAUUUUCCAAGACCUUCCCAAAGACAAGGACACACAAAAGACUGUGAUUAACAAAGCCUAUCAGUCCAUCACCCUUCUGUACCUUCAACACCUGGUGCAGAGUAACCAUGGGAAGCUGGUGAAGAGAUGGGAUUAUGUGAACAAAAGAGUGAUGCAUGAUGCCGAGCUCCUUCACUCCAUCUUCUCAGGCCUGAAUCCUGAUGUUAAACAGUGGCACAUCAUACUGAUUAAAGUGAGAGAAGUGCUGGAGUGCAGCGACAUUGAACGUCUCAAGAUAACAGUCAGUGAGAUACUGAGGGACUACGGCAGUACAAGUGCUGCUGAGCACCUUCCAGCCCUGCUGCGCUGGAAGGGAGGCCUGUCAUGGAGACUGACCCGGGAGGUUCUGGAGGCAAGCCAGGAAGUGUACCCCAUUGACCUCUCCCAAACCAGGUCUGCACCCUGGUUUGGCUGCCUUUUUUGCUGCUGAGUGUGGGAACUGGGACGUCUCAGGCAAAGGACAAUAACGACCCCACUCUAACAACCUGACCCUCAAGUUCUCAACCAACAACACAAUAUUUGGAACUAUGUUUACAUGUCUUUGUCAACUUUUUAAAGGUAUUC
This is a messenger RNA of Salmo salar (Atlantic salmon), 2088 nucleotides long. Lineage: Eukaryota; Metazoa; Chordata; Actinopteri; Salmoniformes; Salmonidae. The record is from RefSeq and is a predicted model, not a curated record.